AUGGCUUUGACAAGGUCAGCAACGCGAAACACCGGUGCUACGCCGGAGGCUGCGCAACAAACCACCGCCGCAGCCCAAACGAAGGCGGCUGCCUCAAGCAGGAAGAGGAGUCAGAAGAGCCCCGACGCAGCAGCAGAGCCCGCUCAGAAGAAGCCCCGCGUUACGAAGGCGAAGACGGCAAAGGCUGCGGCACCCACGGCCUCCAGCGUAAAGACGUCACCAGCAGCGCCCAAUACCGCCGUGCCCACCCCAAUUCCCAACGCGGAGGGCGAGGAGCUCGUUCCAGCCGUGCUCACCUUCUCCUUUGAAGAGGCAAGGCGGCACCUCGUUCGCGUGGAUCCGCGCUUCGAAGAUGUGUUUCGAAGAGUCAAGUGCAGACCGUUUGAGCAUCUCGAACGCGUCGAUCCCUUCCGACUGACCGUUGGCGCACGAGCCAGGGGCCAACAGAUAUCAUGGAAAGCCGCGGCAUCUAUAACACAUAAAUUCGUGCGCCUAUUUGACCCAUCUCUUCCGGAGAGUCUUGCGGAUUCCAAGUCUAACUUCUUCCCAUCCGCACAUCAAGUUAUCACCAAGGAUAUCGCGACUUUGCGCAGCGCUGGACUUAGUGGCCGGAAAGCGGAGUAUGUCCUGGAUCUUGCUGGGCGGUUUGCGGACGGCCGCCUAUCGACAAGGAAGUUGCUUCUGGCCGAUGACGAGGAGUUGUACAAGAUGUUGAUAGAAGUGCGGGGCAUCGGAAGAGUGAUCGACAUGUUCGCGAUGUUCUCGCUGCGGCGGCCGGAUAUCCUUCCUGUCGGCAAGUCUUCUCGCUGGGACCUGGGCGUGCAAAAGGGCAUGCUGCGCUGGUUCGUUUCCCUGCACUCGCCGUCAACACACCCGGUAUCUCUCCGGAAAGACAAGCUGUCAAAGGAGGAUGAGACUCAAGCCGCAGUCGCGGGGAACAUGAUGGCCCCCCCACCCAUGGGCGCCGAAGGCGAGGGUGCGGCGACGAUGCCGAGGGCCGCUACGCCCGACGCGUCUUCCAUACUACCGGCGCCCGAUGCCUCCGUCGAGCCUGCCACGGCCCCAAAGGGGAAGGGCAAGAAGAAGGCGGACGACGUAGCACCGGCGGGUGGCUCGGAAAACCCGCUCCCUGCGCCGUUCACCCCGUCGAUCGCUCAGACACUAAACAUGAAGACGACGACGACCGAAGACGGCGGGAAGUAUACGCCCCCGCCCUUGCCGGAGGGCCUGACUGUCGCAGUGAUGAAGAACAGACUGAGCGGGAAGAAGGUUAAGGGUGCACUGCUGACCCCGAAGGAGAUGGAAGACCUCGCGGAAUGCUGGCAGCCAUAUCGCAGCCUCGGCGUAUAUUACAUGUGGGCCCUGGCGGAGGAGCCGAAGUAA
Messenger RNA from Trametes versicolor FP-101664 SS1, 1383 nucleotides. RefSeq names its product DNA glycosylase. Gene Ontology annotation, biological process: DNA alkylation repair; base-excision repair; base-excision repair, AP site formation. Gene Ontology annotation, cellular component: protein-DNA complex; nucleus. Lineage: Eukaryota; Fungi; Basidiomycota; Agaricomycetes; Polyporales; Polyporaceae. The transcript has 8 exons. Gene Ontology annotation, molecular function: DNA-7-methylguanine glycosylase activity; DNA-3-methyladenine glycosylase activity; alkylated DNA binding. The record is from RefSeq and is a predicted model, not a curated record. Bases 1 to 1383 code for a protein of 460 amino acids.